Messenger RNA from Metarhizium album ARSEF 1941, 1635 nucleotides. RefSeq names its product CwfJ domain protein. Gene Ontology annotation, biological process: mRNA splicing, via spliceosome. Gene Ontology annotation, molecular function: RNA lariat debranching enzyme activator activity. The record is from RefSeq and is a predicted model, not a curated record. NCBI's taxonomy places the organism in Eukaryota, Fungi, Ascomycota, Sordariomycetes, Hypocreales, Clavicipitaceae. The coding region runs from base 1 to 1635 and encodes 544 amino acids. Gene Ontology annotation, cellular component: post-mRNA release spliceosomal complex. The transcript is spliced from 2 exons.
AUGGCUUCCCCAAAGAUUAUUAUGCUCGGCAGCCUCAAUGGCCAGCUUGAACCCGCGCUCAACAAACUGGCCACUGUCCACGCAAAAAACGACUUUUCGCUGGCAAUCCUAACGGGCGAUGUGUUCACCCCGGAAACCGAAGAAAAGACGAUAUCCGCCCUAUUAGACGGUUCUCUUGCAGUGCCUCUGCCCACCUACUUCACCAUCGGGACUCACUCGCUGCCCGAGCGACUCGCGACAAGAGUGGAGGCAGGCGAAGAAAUCUGCCAUAACCUUCACUUCUUGGGAAAGCGCAGCAUCACAAAGACCUCAGAUGGCCUCCGCAUCGUCACCCUCGGCGGCCUUCUGGACACAAAAGUGGUGGGCGGCCAGUCGAGAGAGCAGCACCUACCAUUCCACACCGACGACGACGCAAAGGGAUUGAAGGGCGCAAACACAGCCGACGUGCUACUGACGUCAAUUUGGCCAGCCAACGUAUGGAGCGGCUCCAAAGCGGUCCUCAAGCAAAGUCACCAGGCUUCAGUGCAGAGCAGCCAAGCAAUCGCAGAACUCUGCGCGGCCCUGAAGCCGCGGUACCACAUAUCAGCAUCCCCUGCAGCAUUCUUCUACGAACGAGAACCCUUCGUGCACCAGUCUAGCUCGGAGACAGAGCCGCCCUCCGUCACAAGAUUCAUCUCCAUGGCGCCCUUCGGCAACGAAGCAAAAGCAAAAGCCAUGUACGCCUUUUCACUCAACAAGUCCGACACCGCCAUACCAAGGGGCGCAACCGCCUCGCCGUUCACCCCGCAAAGGAAGCGGCCGCGAGACGACGACGGCGCAGGCUACAGUCGCUUCGCCGCCCACGACGACUACAGGCGCGGCCGCUACAACAAACGUCGCCGCGAAUCGCCUCCCCCAGGCCCCGACAAAUGCUACUUCUGCCUGUCAAACCCCAACGCCUCCGCCCACAUGUGCUGCAGCAUCGGCGACGAAUCCUACAUCACCACCGCCAAAGGACCUCUCCCGACCUCAGCCACCUUUGCCGACGCGGGCCUCAACUUCCCCGGCCACCUCAUCAUCAUCCCUCUCCCACACGCACCCACCAUCCCGAGUAUGGGCCCAACCACCGACCCGACCUCGGACGCCGUCAAGGCCUACAACGAAAUGACCCGCUUCCGCGAAUCCAUCCAAGCCAUGAUAUCCGCCAAAUCGUCGAACAAACUCGGCGUCGUCACCUGGGAAAUCUCCCGCGACCGCAACAUCCACCUAAUAUGGCAGCUCAUGCCCAUCCCCGCAGAAAUGAUACGCGACGACAUCGCAGAGGCCGCUUUCCGCGUCGAGGCCGAGAACCAAAACUACCCGUCAUUUGUAACCAGGGGGCUGGCGCUGGAAGAGCUACCCACCUUCGGGGACUACUUCCGCGUCUGGCUGUGGGCAGACGACGGCGAGGACAGGAUUAAGGGCAAGUCCCUCGUGAUGCCCCUCAGCUCAGACAUACGGUUCGACCUCCAGUUUGGUCGCCGCGUCAUUGCCAAACUGCUGGGCUUGGAGAAGCGCUUCAUUUGGCAGGACUGUCAACAGACGGUGGAGCAAGAAACAGCAGAUGUAGAAGCGUUUCGGGGGGCGUUCAAGGAAUGGGAUUUUACUCUGGAGUAA